Lachancea thermotolerans CBS 6340 is the source of this 1056-nucleotide messenger RNA. It is a transcript of the gene TAF3, whose product is annotated as Taf3p. The coding region runs from base 1 to 1056 and encodes 351 amino acids. The transcript has a single exon. Gene Ontology annotation, molecular function: protein heterodimerization activity. The record is from RefSeq and is a predicted model, not a curated record. NCBI's taxonomy places the organism in Eukaryota, Fungi, Ascomycota, Saccharomycetes, Saccharomycetales, Saccharomycetaceae.
AUGUCAACCUCCAACAAGGAGUUUCACUUCGGGCUUUUGAGAAUUUCGAUGAUCCAGCUGCUCAAAAGCCAUGGCUUUGAUAAGGCUCAGCCAUCUACAGUUGAUGCAUUCACGGAUCUAUAUGUGCGAUUCUUGCAGCUUUUGGUGCUGGAAGUGAUGAAACUUUCUCGAAGCAGAAUGGAUGAGUAUGAGGAUAUUGCAUUGCAAGAUAUAUCCCAGGCCCUUUUGAAUGUUGGGCUUCUAAAACCGAUGAGUACUCUCGAUGUUUACGAUGAGAACCCUAACCUUGUCAGCGACAUAGGCAUGCAAAAGUUCAAGGAAUGGUGUCUUCUGAGCCCCAUACCGAAAGAAGCGCGAGCGGUAGCGACCCCUACUUCGGAAUUACUUCGACCCAAAGAUAAAUUGUCAAAGCCACUUUCUAUGAUUCCUGAAUACAUCAAUCAGCUAGACAAAGGCUCCGCAAAGGAUAGAGUAGAUAGCGGGCAAGACAAUGACAUUGUCGAACAACUUGUCCGCAGCGGUGACAUGAGUGAUUGGACACGUUUUAUGAUUCGCAGACAACAACUCAUGCACGCAAGAAAGAUCUCCGGUAGAGAAGUCAAGGACAUAAAGAGCCUGCCGCCUGUCCCCGGCUUACGGUCUUCGAUCUUUUGUAGAGACCGUCGCUUUGAUAACAGCGAAAUAAUGCCACCUGAGCCUCAAGAAACAGAAAGUGACGAAAAGGCUCUCAAAGAAAAGGCUCUAAUUACGAAGCUGGCGGCUCAUCAGAAGGACAACAGGCUCGACAAUAUUAGGUUGUCAUUCGAAGAAGAAGACGUCGACGUGAGCCAUGAUGACAUAGAUUUAAAUGAUGUUAACUUUGAUGAUAAUGACCUAAACGAAGAUAUGGCAGCUUUUGAGCAAAUGGAAAAUAGUAUGAAUCUCACGCUGGGGUCAGAAAACAAUUUGCAACUUGCAGAAGCCGAAAAUUUGAACGAUACCUUCCAAAGAAGAGAUUCUUUGGAGUUUGGAGACGAAGUAUUUCAAGGCCACGAAUUCGACUUCAAUACUUACUGA